Messenger RNA from Trichoplax adhaerens, 1517 nucleotides. RefSeq names its product ATP5A1 protein. The record is from RefSeq and is a predicted model, not a curated record. Gene Ontology annotation, molecular function: proton-transporting ATP synthase activity, rotational mechanism; ATP binding; ADP binding. The transcript is spliced from 10 exons. Gene Ontology annotation, biological process: proton motive force-driven ATP synthesis; proton transmembrane transport. Bases 1 to 1362 code for a protein of 453 amino acids. Lineage: Eukaryota; Metazoa; Placozoa; Uniplacotomia; Trichoplacea; Trichoplacidae.
AUGGCACACCAGGGUAUGGCUCUUAACUUGGAACCUGAUAACGUUGGUGUUGUAGUAUUUGGUAAUGAUAAAUUGAUCAAGGAAGGUGAUGUUGUUAAGAGAACUGGUGCCAUUGUCGAUGUACCUGUUGGAGAAGAAUUACUCGGACGUGUUGUUGAUGCUUUGGGUACACCUAUCGAUGGCAAGGGCCCAAUAAAUGCAUCUGAGCGUAAACGUGUUGGUCUUAAAGCUCCUGGAAUUAUUCCUCGAAUCAAAGUUAGUGAACCUAUGCAAACUGGUAUUAAAGCCGUUGACAGUUUAGUGCCUAUCGGUCGUGGACAGCGUGAGUUAAUUAUCGGCGAUCGUCAAACUGGUAAAACCGCAGUCGCAAUUGACACUAUCAUCAAUCAAAAGAGAUUUAACGAUGCUAAUGAUGAAAAAAAGAAACUGUACUGUAUUUACGUAGCUACUGGCCAGAAACGUAGUACAGUCGCCCAAUUAGUGAAGAGAUUGUCUGAUUCUGAUGCAAUGAAAUACACCAUUAUUGUGAGCGCUACUGCAUCUGAUGCUGCUCCUUUGCAAUAUUUAUCUCCAUACUCUGGUUGUGCUAUGGGAGAAUUCUUCAGGGAUAACGCUAAGCAUGCCUUAAUUAUCUAUGAUGAUUUAUCCAAACAGGCUGUUGCAUAUCGUCAAAUGUCUUUGUUAUUGCGUCGACCACCUGGUCGUGAGGCCUACCCUGGUGACGUAUUUUACCUUCAUUCCCGUUUACUUGAAAGAGCUGCUAAAAUGAACGAUAGCAAUGGUGGUGGCUCUCUUACUGCAUUGCCAAUUAUUGAAACUCAAGCUGGUGAUGUAUCUGCUUAUAUCCCUACGAAUGUAAUUUCAAUUACUGAUGGACAGAUUUUCUUGGAAACCGAAUUGUUCUACAGAGGUAUCCGUCCUGCUAUCAAUGUUGGUCUAUCGGUUAGUCGUGUAGGCUCUGCAGCUCAGACUAAAGCCAUGAAGCAGGUGGCUGGUACGAUGAAAUUGGAGCUUGCUCAGUAUCGUGAAGUUGCCGCUUUCGCUCAAUUUGGUUCUGAUCUUGAUGCUGCUACUCAGAGCUUGUUGAAUCGUGGUGUUCGCUUGACUGAAUUGCUAAAACAGGGCCAAUAUGUACCAAUGAGUAUCGAAGAGCAAGUCGCUGUAAUCUUCUGUGGUGUAAGAGGACAUUUAGAUAAGGUGGAACCUGCUAAAAUCACCGCCUUCGAAGAAGGUUUCUUGAAAUACAUCCGUACUAAUUAUCAAGCCGUUUUGGAUUCUAUCCGUGAGCAAAGCCAGAUUACGCCAGAUUCCGAAGCUAAGUUAAAGGAAGCUGUGGCAACUUUCUUAGAAACAUUCCAGUAAAUAGCUUGAGAUAAAUAUAAUUAGCAAAUGUUUCAUAAUAGGUAUUGUCUUAUUUUGCUUUUACACACCCGCUGUGGUCAAUAAUUAUUGAUCAACAUUAUUCGUAUGAAAUUGUUGAUUGAUUUGUCUAUUUCUAUUCGAAAUAAAGAUUUAAU